AUGGCUUCCGCACCUUCGGGUGCUGCCGUACUGGGCGUGAUCUACUCGCUCAUUUUGUUGGCGGCUCUGAUUAUUAUAGCUCGUAUCUAUCUACGUCUUGUGAUACAGAAACAGAGACUCGUCGCUGCAGAUUGGCUGCGGAUAGCAGCAUGGUGCUCAGCAUUUACGACAGCAUCUUUCGACGUUGUCUUCUUGAAGGAAGAUGUGUUGGAUCCCUCUCUUAACUACACUCUAGUCAAUUGGGAUGUACCUCCCGAGAAGCUGGAAAGAGUCCUUAAAUAUAUGUGGGCUGGUGUCAUUCCCUUCUUCACAACAUUCUACCUAUGCAAAGCAUCUCUUCUUGUCGUCUACCUCCAACUGUUUCCGCCUUUCAUGAAAAAGAGAAGAUUUCUGGUUUGGUCAGUCGUUGUUUAUUGCAUCGUUGCAUACAUAAUAUCGAUAUGUCUGCAGAUGUUCUCUUGCUAUCCAAUUCGCAGAAACUGGACGGUUGCUCCACCUGAGGACACCUGUGAUGGUGAUGUGUUGGAGAGAACUUUCCAGGUUGCUUGGACAUUGCACUUCAUUGGAAGUCUGUUCCUUUUUGCUCUGCCAUUCCUCGUUCUCCACAAGCUUAACAUGCGCACGCGUGUCAAGAUCAGUGUCUACUGUAUCUUCCUCCUGGGACUGAUCGACAUCGCAAUGUCUCUCACGCGAUUCCUGACCAUUCAACUUGGCAACGUCGGUGACUUCCGCUCCAUUACAACAAUUGAACUUUGGAGUGCACUGGACGUCUACAUAGGCCUCAUCAUCGCCUGUCUUCCCGCCCUCCGACCAUACCUCCGCCGAAAGGGCUCCAAAUACGACUACCCUGGAUCCGGACGACCGACUGGCAACUCUGCUGCACCUCCCCGUCGGGUCGGACAGAGCGGCUUUGAAGAACUAGACGAGACACCGUCGCUGGAUGGUGACGUUGGCCCUAGGACGUGGGCAGGGUCCAGCUCGCCUGAGCUUGGUGCAGGAUGGAGCGAUAAGAAGAGUACGAGAAGUGACGUUGAGCUUGUCACUCUAGAUGCUAGUACGAAAGAUAGGGCGCACACGUGA
Fusarium sp. VM40 is the source of this 1080-nucleotide messenger RNA. NCBI's taxonomy places the organism in Eukaryota, Fungi, Ascomycota, Sordariomycetes, Hypocreales, Nectriaceae. The record is from the annotation of a GenBank genome assembly.